CGAUCAGAACAAUCUUGUCGAUAUCUUGCGCAGUUUGCGACUGGACAACAAUUCCAAGUUGAAUGUCAAAGACUUUAAAAUUGAGAUUUUUAAUAAUAAGCCGGAAUAUACAAUCACGGCCUUUUUUUCAGCAGUUUGAACGGGCAGCAGACACUCUUAGCUGGGACAACGACCGUAAAGUUAAAAUGCUACCCAACUAUCUCGGUGAAGCACCACGCCGUUACUUUGAAGGUUUAUGGCCUGUUAACAAAUCAUACUCGUAUGAUCAGUGGAAAUCAGUUUUAGUUGAGCGCUUUCUACCAGAAGAUUACGAAAUGAUUAAACGACUUGAGUUAUCGAAAAAAGUUUUCAAGAAAGGCAUGGACAUCAACCAGUUUUUGGACGAAAUGCAAAUACUUUUUCAGGACAUUGAUGCACUCAUGCCUGAAAAGUAUAAAAUCGCGGAAAUAAAUCGUGCGUUCUCUGAUGUCCCUGAGUACCGAAAGUUUCUGGCUAUCACAAAAACCAGCACGGUUAGUGAUAUCCGAUCCGUACUUACGAAACUCGCUGUUGUAGAUCGCCCUGACGCUAGCGGGUCUGAAUCCAACCCGAUCGAAGUUAAACAUUACAGUGAACGUGGUACACCGCAGCAGUACAGCACUACCCAGCGCUCCCGUUCACCCGGUCCCUACCGAUCGCGUAGUCCGCCCUUUUAUCGGGGCAGUGCAGAGCGUCCUAGUCAGUAUGGUGACCGUAGCCGCUAUCGCCAAUCAAGCAGCGAUCGCCCGGUUGACCGCGACAGGCGCCGGUCUGAUGACUCUCGUGACCGUUUCCGCUCGCGCAGCCGUGAUCACACUGAUACACGUUAUCGUCACCACGCAUACAGCGCCACCUCUGACCGAUACCGCUCGGGUAGCCGCAGUCGGGAUGACGCCCGGUACAGUACACCCGGCCGCACCGGCUAUCGUUCACCAAGCGCCGAUCGCUUUGGUCAGCGUGGGCGAAACUCCGAUCCCCGCCCGCCGUAUGGUGAUCGAUAUGCACGUGAGCACCGCGAUGCACGAUCAGACCGCCCCAGUGGUCGCGAGCGCCGGUCAUCCCGUGAUGACCCGAAGCGCAUACCGCCCAAGUUUAUUGACUUCGACAGUUACCGGUUGGACAACGGCAAGAUCUUUUGCCCGAAAUGUCAUGAUUUUGCUCAUUCGUACAAAGAGUGCCCAAAGGCUGCUGCCGACGAUAAGUUUCGCAUAGAACGUAUCUGCCCCCAAGAUGUCAAGAGCAAAGUACAGCGCGAUUACGAUGACUAUGUGCAGUAUCGCCUUUCGAAAGAGGGCAAUGCGUUCUGGGCUACCGCUCAGGGAAAAGAAUGAGGCCUUACGAUGUCGGAGGUCCGUACGGCCGUAGCUAUCAACCUCCCAAAUUUUACUCGCAAGCUGAAAUUCACACCUUUGACGUACAAAUGCACACAGAUACAAUACCUAUGCUGCCCAGCACGGUCAGCCCGUACGCCGGCCUCCCAAUGCCUCAAACUGUCAGUCCAGCUUACAUACUCAUGAAUAUC
Molecule: messenger RNA, 1540 nt
Organism: Paramacrobiotus metropolitanus
Lineage: Eukaryota; Metazoa; Tardigrada; Eutardigrada; Parachela; Macrobiotidae
Product: probable splicing factor, arginine/serine-rich 7
Exons: 1
Coding region: 63-1349 (428 amino acids)
Source: RefSeq, a predicted model, not a curated record